GCUUCUGCCAUUUUACUGCAAGCAAGUACACACGAAGAUCGGGGCACAGCUCGUUUUCCCUGAACCAAAGACUUCCGGGUUUAUGAGAGGGCGACACAACACCCACUCCAGUGAGUGACCUGUGACUGACAGCAUGGCCUGCCUUCCGACUAAACCGGAAGCAGAUAUUCUCACACACGUGAAUGUUCACAUCAGCGUCCGCGAUGGAUGCUACUAAGUUAUCAACGUCAGAAAGUGUUUCUAAGAAAAAGGGCAAGAAAGCAAAGAACAAGGUAAAAUCCGAAGAAAAGCCGGUUGUAGAGAUGGACACCGAAAGUGAAGUCAAAGAAGAGAAAUCGGCGUCAGGAGCGACUUUUCCCCCCACAUUCAGCAUGUCUGAGAUCAAAAACAAACAGCGCAGACACAUGAUGUUCAUCAAACUGAAGCAGGAGAAACGAAAGCAAAAGCUGGAACUGAAAAAGAAAAGGAAAAGAGAGAGAGAAGCUCUUGGUGAUGAGGCACCACCAAAAGAAGUUCCCAAGACGAUAGAAAACCAGAGAGUAUAUGACGAAACUACAGUGAACCCAGAGGAUGAGGAGGUGGCUUUCGAUGAAGGAACCGAUGAAUUUUCUGCUUACUUUAAUCGGCUGACAAAUCCCAAAGUCCUUAUCACCACAUCAGACAGACCAAGAACAAGAACUGUCAAGUUUUGUGAGCAGUUGGCGACGGUUAUCCCAGAUGCGCAUGUGUACUACAGAAGAGGUCUGGCUUUGAAGAGAGUCAUUCCUCAGUGUGUGACACACGGUUUUACUUACUUGUUAGUGGUCAAUGAGGACAGAAAAGUGCCAAAUGGUUUAGUUUUGUGUCACCUUCCUGACGGGCCGACUGCGCAUUUCAAAGUCAGUGGUGUUCGGCUUCGCAAGGAGAUGAAGAGAAGAGGAAAGGAGCCAACAGAACACUCUCCUGAAGUCAUUCUCAAUAACUUCACUACUAGACUGGGUCACACUGUCGGAAGGCUGCUUGCUGCUCUGUUUCCUCAUGAUCCUCAGUUUGUGGGCCGUCAGGUUGCCACAUUUCACAAUCAGAGAGACUUCAUCUUUUUCAGAUUUCACAGGUAUAUCUUCAAGAAUGAAAAGCGAGUAGGAAUCCAGGAACUAGGACCCCGCUUCACUCUUAAACUUCGCUCCUUACAGAAAGGCACCUUUGACUCGAAGUUUGGGGAGUAUGAAUGGGUUCAUAAGCGACAUGAGAUGGACUCCUGUCGAAGAAAAUUCCACCUUUGAGGGACAGACUGGAAAAAAUUACAAACGAUUUGUAUGGUUUCAUAACCUAUUUUAUGAAACGUUUAAUAAAAUGUGUCUGUCAUUGACUUAACAUUGAAAGUCUAUUGACCCAACUGUGUUUAUUGUACAUUAUGCAUGCUAAUAUUAUAACCUCUUAAAUCCCCCUUUAUCUCAUUCUUUUGUGAUUCUGAACUGUUGUAUUUGUACUAGUAUUAAAGCAGAUCCUGUUGUAUCUAAAAAGUAAUCAAUGUAAAUGUACUACCUGAGUGACAAGUCCUAUGACUUGUCUUUAGAAAGAAUUGGAUAUAACCAGAAGUGGUGCAAUGGUGAUACAUUAUUAGAAACUCUUGCCAAAACUUGUUUCAUCUGUAAAUGCACAUUUGAAGAAAGCAUGUCUUGGAAGCAAAGACACCAAAAAACAGUAUAGAAAUGAGAUGGUAAUAACACUAAUGGCUGGAAUAAGACUUUUAAAGUCUGAACAGAUUUUUUUUUAACUAGACAACCCUAACCUUGCAGACUUUUUGAAAGUUUCAGAUAGAAACACACUAACUGGUCAAAUCUGCAGACUGGCACAGACUUUCUGCAACAAGUCCAGACUGAAAUUCUGAGCAAAAGUCCUGUAUUGUAUUUUAGCCUUAAGUAACAUUGCAUCUUAUACACAGAAGCCAUAGGCACAUGGCCACAUUGCAUGUAGUGGCACUUCUACAGAUGCUGAAGCCCGACGUACUUUUUGUAAAAACAGCUUUUCUCAAGUGAUCAGUUUUUCCCAGAUUUUGUUCCUGUGCACGACGCUUCACUGCUGGCCAGCCAGUUACUGCCAAACCCCAUCACGCUCUUUAAAUGCUGAGGCAAUUUUAAAACAAGUUAGCUGAAAAUUAAGUGAAUUUAAAGUAUUUAAGCAACAGAAUGAAUAAAAUCUACUGGAAAUGAAAACCCAGAUCCAUUUUUAUGGGUUGAAAAGAAUUAUAAAACAAAACUUGAUUUAAUCUAGGUUUAAAGGGAUAGUUCACAAAGAUAUUUGAAAGAAUGUCAAUAACCAAACAGAUCUCAUCCCCCAUUGACUCCCAUUGCAUUUAUUUUCCCUAGUAUGGAAGUAGAUGGGGGAUGAGAUCUAGUUUUAUAUAAUACAUGCGUUGAAUAUUCUUCAUAAAACAUUAACGUUACAGUAAACAUAAUUGUUUACAGUAUUGUAAUUAGCCCGUUAUAUAUGUGAUAGCGAAGUCUCAAUGUGCGAUAAUGGUAAAUACUAAAUAGACAUACUCAUACAAACCCGAUUCCAAAAAAGUUGGGACACUGUACAAAUUGUGAAUAAAAACAGAAUGCAAUGAUGUGGAAGUUUCAAAUUUCAAUAUUUUAUUCAGAAUACAACAUGGAUGACAUAUCAAAUGUUUAAACUGAGAGAAUGUAUCAUUUUAAGGGAAAAAUAAGUUGAUUUUAAAUUUCAUGGCAUCAACACAUCUCAAAAAAGUUGGGACAAGGCCAUGUUUACCACUGUGUGGCAUCCCCUCUUCUUUUUAUAACAGUCUGCAAACAUCUGGGGACUGAGGAGACAAGUUGCUCAAGUUUAGGAAUAGGAAUGUUGUCCCAUUCUUGUCUAAUACAGGCUUCUAGUUGCUCGACUGUCUUAGGUCUUCUUUGUCGCAUCUUCCUCUUUAUGAUGCGCCAAAUGUUUUCUAUGGGUGAAAGAUCUGGACUGCAGGCUGGCCAUUUCAGUACCCGGAUCCUUCUUCUAUGCAGCCAUGAUGUUGUAAUUGAUGCAGUAUGUGGUCUGGCAUUGUCAUGUUGGAAAAUGCAAGGUCUUCCCUGAAAGAGACGACGUCUGGAUGGGAGCAUAUGUUGUUCUAGAACUUGGAUAUACCAUUGAUGGUGCCUUUCCAGAUGUGU
Triplophysa rosa is the source of this 3146-nucleotide messenger RNA. RefSeq names its product ribosome production factor 1 homolog (gene rpf1). Gene Ontology annotation, cellular component: nucleolus; preribosome, large subunit precursor. Bases 183 to 1262 code for a protein of 359 amino acids. The transcript is spliced from 10 exons. Gene Ontology annotation, molecular function: rRNA primary transcript binding. Gene Ontology annotation, biological process: maturation of LSU-rRNA; maturation of 5.8S rRNA. NCBI's taxonomy places the organism in Eukaryota, Metazoa, Chordata, Actinopteri, Cypriniformes, Nemacheilidae. The record is from RefSeq and is a predicted model, not a curated record.